AUGGGUUCUGUGAAUUCCAGAGGUCACAAGGCGGGAGCCCAGGUGGUGAUGCUGGGCCUGGACUCCGCCGGCAAGACCAUGCUCCUGUACAAACUGAAGGGCCACUCGCUCGUGGAGACCCUGCCCACUAUCGGUUUCAAUGUGGAGCCUCUGGAAGCUCCUGGGCACAUGUUGCUGACUUUCUGGGAUGUUGGGGGGCAGACCCAGCUCAGGGCCAGCUGGAAGGACCAUCUGGAAGGCACGGACAUCCUCGUGUAUGUGCUGGACAGCACAGAUGAAGCCCGCUUCCCCGAGGCGGUGGCUGAGCUCAUGGAAGUCCUGAGCGACCCCAACAUGGCUGGCGUCCCCUUCUUGGUGCUGGCCAACAAGCAGGAGGCGCCUGAUGCUCUUUCGCUGCUUGACAUCAGAGACAGGCUGGGCCUGGAGAGGUUCCAGGACUGCUGCUGGGAGCUCCGGGCCUGCAGCGCCCUCACUGGCGAGGGGCUGCCCGAGGCCCUGCAGAGCCUGCGGCGCCUCCUGAAGUCCCGCAGCCACCGGUGUCUGCAGCUGAGAGCCGGUGGGGCUGAGAGUCGUGCCAGCCAGAAAUCUUGACCAGGACAGAGCAGCUUA
Molecule: messenger RNA, 609 nt
Organism: Propithecus coquereli (Coquerel's sifaka)
Lineage: Eukaryota; Metazoa; Chordata; Mammalia; Primates; Indriidae
Gene: ARL11
Product: ADP-ribosylation factor-like 11
Exons: 1
Coding region: 1-591 (196 amino acids)
Biological process (GO): intracellular protein transport; vesicle-mediated transport
Cellular component (GO): cytoplasm
Molecular function (GO): GTPase activity; GTP binding
Source: RefSeq, a predicted model, not a curated record